Molecule: messenger RNA, 1075 nt
Organism: Pygoscelis adeliae (Adelie penguin)
Lineage: Eukaryota; Metazoa; Chordata; Aves; Sphenisciformes; Spheniscidae
Gene: SLC11A1
Product: solute carrier family 11 (proton-coupled divalent metal ion transporter), member 1
Exons: 8
Biological process (GO): metal ion transport
Cellular component (GO): plasma membrane
Molecular function (GO): manganese ion transmembrane transporter activity; iron ion transmembrane transporter activity; cadmium ion transmembrane transporter activity
Source: RefSeq, a predicted model, not a curated record
CAUCCCCCUCUGGGGUGGGGUCCUCAUCACCAUCGUGGACACCCUCUUCUUCCUCUUCCUUGACAAAUACGGGCUCCGCAAACUAGAGGCUUUCUUUGGCUUCCUUAUCACCAUCAUGGCCCUGACCUUUGGCUACGAGUGGUUGAUGGGGAGGCGGGGGCAGGCCGAGGUGCUGAAGGGCAGUUUCCUGCCCUACUGGCCCGGGCUGGGGCGAGAGGAGCUGCUCCAGGCCGUGGGCAUUGUUGGUGCCAUCAUUAUGCCCCAUAACAUCUUCCUCCACUCCUCCUUGGUCAAGACGCGGGAGAUCGACCGGUCCAAGAAGGAGGCAGUGCAGGAGGCCAACAUGUAUUUCGUGACCGAGUCCUGCCUGGCCCUCUUCGUCUCCUUCCUCAUCAACCUCUUCGUCAUGGCUGUCUUCGGUGAGGCUUUCUACCGCCAGCGAAACGAGGAUGUGCACAACAAGUGCGUCAACAGCAGCGUCAGCCGCUACGCCGGCAUCUUUCCCACCCACAAUUAACGAGCUGGAGCUGACCUCUAGCGGGGCCCAGCAGCCCUGCAAGGGCCCGCUCAGCACCCUGGCACAGAGGAGGGAGUGAUGGCCCCCAUGUCCCUCCGAGCUAGGGUUUGGGGGGGCCACCCCGGCACGGUGCCCCAGGCGUGGCAAGGGGCGAGGGCGCAGGUUUUGCCGUGUCCCCAGGGCUUCCUGCAGCUCCGCUGGUCCCGCUUCAGCCGGGUGCUCUUCACCCGCUCCUUCGCCAUCCUGCCCACCGUCUUCGUGGCCGCCUUCAAGGACGUCAGCCACCUCACGGGCAUGAACGACCUGCUCAAUGUCCUGCAGAGUAUCCUGCUGCCCUUCGCCAUCCUGCCCAUCCUCACCUUCACCAGCCUGCGCCCGCUCAUGCAGGACUUCACCAACGGCCUCCUGGGGAAGGUGCUGAUGACACUCAUCACGGGGCUGGUCUGCGCCAUCAACAUCUACUUCGUGGUGGACUUCCUGCCCACGCUGCAGGGCCUGGGGUACCACAUCCCCCUGGGCCUGCUGCUGGCCGCCUAUGUGGCCUUCAUCACCUACCUG